AUGCCCCUCCUUCCCCAACCCCCACCACUUAACCACAUGCUCCUCCUUUCCCAACCCCCACCACUUCACCACAUGUCCCACCUUUCCCCAGCCCCCACCACUUUACCACAUGCCCCUCCUUCCCCCAACCCCCACCACUCCCCCAACCCCCAACCACAUGCCCCACCUUCCCCCAGCCCCCACCACUUUACCACAUGCCCCUCCUUCCCCCAACCCCCACCACCCAACCCCCACCACUUAACCACAUGCCCCACCUUCCCCCAGCCCCCACCACUUUACCACAUGCCCCUCCUUCCCCAACCCCCACCACUUAACCACAUGCCCCUCCUUCCCCCAACCCCCACCACUUCACCACAUGCCCCUCCUGCCCCAACCCCCACCACUUAA
Ylistrum balloti is the source of this 387-nucleotide messenger RNA. RefSeq lists its product as uncharacterized. Lineage: Eukaryota; Metazoa; Mollusca; Bivalvia; Pectinida; Pectinidae. The coding region runs from base 1 to 387 and encodes 128 amino acids. The transcript has a single exon. The record is from RefSeq and is a predicted model, not a curated record.